GGAAGAAAAAGAAGUUACGUAUAUCUUAUCUGAUAUGGGGCUAGAUCAUAUCAGAUAGUGACAUGUGCUGAUAACAACUCAAUUGAAUUUCUUUUUUUACACCGCGACCAUGUCAACGGCGAAAAUCGAGAUGGCCCUCUCGCCUCACGAUUGGUUCACAACAAGACGUUUAUCCGAUAUUUGAACUUCAAAGACACAGCCCUUAUACGCCUGCCAUACGUUAUCUUUGAGAAAGGAAUCUAGAUCUUCCUUCUUUUCAACUCCUAAACCUGCCGCGGCGCUUCAUACCUUAAAUAUACCAAUGGGGUCUAAACACACUUGCUCUUCGCGCCCCACCUUCCCUAGCCAAUAACAUAAUGACGAAGAACUUGUUCUCUGUGCCCAUUUUCUUCAUCGCUUUUCGUGAAACUUUGGAAGCUGCAAUCAUCGUCUCCGUCCUGUUGGGGCUCGCCGAACAAAUUGUAUACGAAGAUCCAGGACGUUUCGCUCAAGAGCGCACGGUUACCUCUACCACUGAUGAAUCCAAACAAGACAGUCCGGAACAAGAUCUUGCUGUUGCGGCAGACGAGGAAGUACAACGCCGCCGUCUCAUUCGCAAAUUGCGUAUCCAGAUUUUCGCAGGUGCAGGUAUAGGAUUGCUCAUCGCGUUGUCUGUUGGAGCUGCUUUCAUCGCCGUAUGGUUCACGCAAGCUGCAAACCUAUGGGCUAACACCGAAGAACUUUGGGAAGGCAUUUUCGAUGUUAUUGCGUCCCUCAUGAUUUUCGUAAUGGGUGUGAGCAUGCUCAAAAUGGAUCGAGCCAAAGCCAAAUGGCGUCUCAAGCUCCAAAAGGCUUUCGAUGGACGUACAAAGGGCGACAAAGACGGAAAAGCCGGUAAAUGGGUUCUUCUUAUCCUUCCUAUGAUCACUGUCAUGCGAGAAGGUCUCGAGGCCGUCAUAUUCAUUGGAGGGGUUUCUCUUGGUCAACCCGCCACCGCAAUCCCGAUCGCUGCAAUUGUCGGCCUCGUUUGUGGUCUAAUUGUCGGAUUCCUGAUCUACCAAUUUGGUAGCCGAACCACGUUAAGCAUCUUCCUAAUCGCAAUGACAAACUUGCUGCUCCUUAUCGGUGCUGGCCUAUUCUCUCGUGGUGUUUGGGCCUUCCAGGAAAAUGCUUUCAAUGAUCUUCUUGGCGCAGAUGUCGAUGAUUCUGGAGGCGAUGGCCCGGGAUCAUUCCGAGUUCAAGGGAACAUCUGGCAUCUGGACUGUUGCAACCCGGAAGAUAAUCUCGACAACUCUGGCUGGUCCAUCUUCAACGCUAUAUUCGGGUGGACCAACAGCGCCACUCUGGGCUCUGUACUGAGCUAUGUAUUCUACUGGCUUGCGGUCAUUGUCACUUUGAUUAUCAUGAAGUUUCAAGAGGGCCGAGCGACUCUUUUCGGAUACGAGUCUUCUGCUGGUCGCGCUCGCCGCAUCCGUCGCGAAGAGGCAGCUUCGCGUCCAAUCGAUGCUAGUUCGGGCAGCUCCACCGACGAGAAGUGAAGUCUUCGAAGAAAGCAAAAGUCGUCCUUCCAUUUUUAAAAAUAAAUUGUGCUUGGAAUCUUAGCGAAAAACAUAGCCUGAAUGUACAUUUGUAUGAACGAUUCUUGUGCUCUUCGUGUCCGCAGAAAAUCUUCCUCGAAUAGCACAAUACGCAUAACUCCUCAGCCAUCGCGUAGCAUGAUCGGAGUCAAACGACUGGUCAACCAGAGUGAGCAGUACAACUGAAUUACUGGCUAUUUUCGGUAC
Messenger RNA from Lentinula edodes (shiitake mushroom), 1763 nucleotides. RefSeq names its product Ftr1 protein. The record is from RefSeq and is a predicted model, not a curated record. The transcript is spliced from 8 exons. NCBI's taxonomy places the organism in Eukaryota, Fungi, Basidiomycota, Agaricomycetes, Agaricales, Omphalotaceae. Gene Ontology annotation, cellular component: plasma membrane; high-affinity iron permease complex. The coding region runs from base 357 to 1517 and encodes 386 amino acids. Gene Ontology annotation, biological process: iron ion transmembrane transport. Gene Ontology annotation, molecular function: ferrous iron transmembrane transporter activity.